Messenger RNA from Betta splendens (Siamese fighting fish), 1657 nucleotides. It is a transcript of the gene mad2l1bp, whose product is annotated as MAD2L1 binding protein. The record is from RefSeq and is a predicted model, not a curated record. The transcript is spliced from 3 exons. Gene Ontology annotation, biological process: regulation of exit from mitosis. Lineage: Eukaryota; Metazoa; Chordata; Actinopteri; Anabantiformes; Osphronemidae. The coding region runs from base 33 to 1244 and encodes 403 amino acids. Gene Ontology annotation, cellular component: nucleus.
CUUGAACGCAGCAUUGCUUUUCAACGCUUCCCAUGAUGCAACGCAACAAGGACCCGGCGCGGACAUUCAAAAGUAUGGCUGAAGUUUCUAACGUAGUAAAUCUAACAAUAAACUCAGGAAAUUCGGUAGACACCUCCACUGGGGAUAGCGGAGAGAGCUGGGUGAGGAUGCGCCUGUCGUUUUCCGACGAAAGCGACCCUAACACUCUGAACCAAGCGAAUACGGUGUGUCAAAACCCGACAUUACGAAGUGCUUCCGACUCAAAAAACGCUACGGUCGAACCGUUUGCGGAAAUCGCCGAAGGACUCUCGACGUCGACUAUAAACACACGUUCAACAGCGAAAAAUGCAAUCGAGCUGGUGGAAGACGUUUCCAACCAACAAAACAGAAACAAAGAGAACUGUGUGCACAACACAGAGGAUAAGAAAAACAGCGCAAUGGCCAUCACAGCCAACCCUUCAGAUGGUCCUCAAGAAGACUCCAACAUGACUGACCAUGAACAACACAGUCACGCAGAGGUCUGUGAUGCUGAGGUGGCCAGGAGAGCACAGGAGGAAGGCUGUGUCAGCGUGGUCUUCCCUGGCACUGUAACUCAGGAAGGCUGCUGCCGCUUCGUCAGUGAGAUCCUCAAGUGCAUUCUUUAUCAGAGGCAGCAGCUACCUAUGACUUAUGACCAACUGGUGUACUCCCAGAAGAAACAGCAAGCCUCAAUGCAGGAUAAAGACAUAGUGAGUCGGAGACCGGUGCAGGCUGCGCAUAUGGACUGGCGCAAGCGUCAGCAGACCCUGCAGGACUUAGAGGAGGUGUUGCAGCAGUUGGAGGUCCUGUUUUCUCUCAGCAGAGUCCCCCGGGUGUUGCUGCUACUGGGUGGCUCCCUUGUCUUGCCCAAGGAGAUGUAUGAAAUCAACAUGGAGGCACUGGUGUUGUCUGGUGGAGCGCAAUGUCUCCGGGUGUCAUCGUGCUUAAGGCAGCUUUUCCGCACACUUUUUGUGGCUGAUCUGUUGUCUGACACCAGACCUGUUCAUUUAAUGUCCACUGCCGUUCUAGUGCUGGCCCACAGGAAUUGUGGAGUGGGUUGGUUCCGCCCUAAACUUCAAUAUAAAGUGCCAACUCGUGUAAAGAACCAAAUUAUUGCUCUGUCCACUGAUCCCAACACAUGUAAUGAACAAAGGGCAGAUGGGUCCGACUGGCAGGAUUAUGUGUGGUUUCAGGCACCUUUGUCUAUCAAGGGCUUCAGCAACUAACCCAGAAAGUUGCCUGAGAUUAGAUUUUUUUUUUUCCUGAAAAUAAUUAAAUUUUAAUAGUUUUACAACUACAUUUUCAACUGACCUGUAUAUAUUUUAUUUUAUAUUUUUUUUACUUUGUUUUCUACUUAUGACUAUAAAUUAAAACAGCAGAGUUAAUUCAUACAGACUAUUAAUAUUCACUUUUUUAUAUGAAACUAUGCGUGAAGGUAUUUAAAACUAUUUUACAUUUUGCAUCAAAAGAUUUUUGCAACACCUACUUAAAAACACAAUAUUGGUGCAAUAUACUUUUAAUGAACAUAACUUGAAAGGUUUUCUGAAUCGUACUGCUGUCUUUAAUCUGCGGAGACCAUCAAGUGCCAGUAUCAUGUGUAUAAGUUUACAUUAUUAAAACUUGAAUGCGAUUUCAACAA